CUGUAUGACUCCCAGUGUAAUUGGGCCAAUAGGCACAGGACCAGACCACAGGGAAACAGGCACAAUCACAGAAUGCUAGGUGCCACACCAAGGAAAUUUGGCCUGUGAACGCCCAGAGGAGGUAGCAACUAAUUCUGCGCCCCAAGCCCUCCCACAUCCCUCUCCCCCUCUGCGAUCAGCGAACGCUUUUUGCUUUUGACUCUGAAUUUUGAAGGAAGAGUAUUCCAGGUAGAAGGGACAACAUGCCCAAAGGUCUUGAGAUAGUAAAUGCUCCUUCAGAGGCGGCUCAUGCUUGACACUUUGGGGCAUUUGCCCACUUAGGGCUGUGGGAGCUGUGUCCUGAGACAGACCCCAUGCUUUUCAUAGCCGGAGCAUUCUCAAUCCCCAUGUCAGAGGUGAAGCAGCUGAGGCCCUGCUAAGUAGGAAUAAGAAUCCAGAGGCUCCUCGCCGGGCUGCCUCUCAGUCAGUAAGAAAGCCAAAGGGAGAGGGGAGUUGCGGGGAGUCAGGGCUGAGGGCGCUAGCAGGAAAGGGGGCGUUGAGCCGCCUGCAGAGGCCGCUGCGAGCUCGGAACCCUCCAUGUGGGAUCCCGGCAGCGGCAGACGAUCCAGGCCAGAGCCACGCGCAGACCCAGGGCAUGCCGGGAACUGCGAGCCCGCCGCGGGUCGUCGGACUGCGUGGGCCUGGGAGGCGCCGGGAAGAGCAGUCGCCACGGGGCUAGGGACGAGACACUGCAUUCACUGGAAGGGACAACGCGGCGCCAGUACAUAGCCUGAAACGCUCCCCAGAAGGUCCCACGCUCGCCGCGCGGUCGCCAACCGGGUCCCGCGCUCGCCCCCGGUGUCUUAGCAAGCGCUAGGCUUGUCGGGAAGAGCGGGAGGGCGCAAGUGCGGCGCUGGCCGGAAGUGCCGCGCCUUCAGCGCAGGGCUCGCCGGGAAAUGUGGUUCCUCCAGCCGGCCCGGGGCGGUGGCCGCAAGUUGGGCGGACAGCGCGGCCGAUCCGGCGUGGACCCGGGAUGGCUGGACCGGGCAGCACGGGGGGCCAGAUCGGGGCUGGGGCCCUGGCAGGCGGCGCGCGGUCCAAGGUAGCCCCGAGCGUGGACUUCGACCACAGCUGCUCGGACAGUGUCGAGUACCUGACGCUCAACUUCGGGCCCUUCGAAACGGUGCAUCGCUGGCGGCGCCUCCCGCCCUGCGACGAGUUCGUGGGUGCCCGGCGCAGCAAGCACACAGUGGUGGCCUAUAAAGAUGCCAUUUAUGUAUUUGGUGGAGACAAUGGGAAGACCAUGCUCAAUGACCUCCUGCGGUUCGAUGUGAAAGACUGCUCCUGGUGCAGGGCCUUUACCACUGGGACCCCACCGGCCCCCCGUUACCACCACUCGGCCGUCGUCUAUGGGAGCAGCAUGUUUGUCUUUGGGGGUUACACUGGGGACAUUUAUUCCAAUUCUAACUUGAAGAAUAAAAAUGACCUCUUUGAAUACAAGUUUGCAACUGGCCAGUGGACGGAGUGGAAAAUUGAAGGACGGUUGCCAGUCGCUAGGUCAGCCCACGGGGCCACGGUGUACAGUGACAAGCUGUGGAUCUUUGCUGGCUAUGACGGCAACGCCAGGUUGAAUGACAUGUGGACAAUUGGCCUCCAGGACCGAGAGCUCACCUGCUGGGAGGAGGUGGCCCAGAGUGGCGAGAUCCCCCCGUCUUGCUGCAACUUCCCCGUGGCUGUGUGCCGGGACAAGAUGUUUGUAUUCUCUGGGCAAAGCGGAGCCAAAAUAACCAACAACCUCUUCCAGUUUGAAUUCAAGGACAAGACGUGGACACGCAUCCCAACUGAACACCUGCUCCGGGGCUCUCCACCACCCCCGCAGCGGCGCUACGGGCAUACCAUGGUGGCCUUUGACCGCCACCUCUAUGUGUUUGGGGGUGCAGCCGACAACACGCUGCCCAACGAGCUGCACUGCUAUGACGUGGACUUCCAGACCUGGGAGGUCGUCCAGCCCAGCUCUGACAGUGAGGUCGGUGGGGCUGAAGUGCCUGAGCGAGCCUGUGCUUCCGAGGAGGUGCCCACCCUGACCUCUGAGGAGCGGGGUGGCUUCAAGAAGUCCCGAGAUGUGUUUGGCCUGGACUUUGGCACCACCUCAGCCAAGCAGCCCGCCCAGCCCGCCUCGGAGCUGCCCAGCGGGAGGCUCUUCCACGCAGCUGCUGUCAUCUCAGACGCCAUGUACAUCUUCGGGGGCACAGUGGACAACAACAUCCGCAGUGGGGAGAUGUACAGGUUCCAGUUCUCCUGUUAUCCUAAAUGUACACUGCAUGAGGACUACGGGCGGCUGUGGGAGAGCCGCCAGUUCUGUGACGUGGAGUUCGUGCUGGGUGAGAAGGAGGAGUGCGUGCAGGGCCACGUAGCCAUUGUCACAGCGCGGAGCCGCUGGCUUCGCAGGAAGAUCACGCAGGCGCGGGAGCGGCUGGCCCAGAAGCUGGAGCAGGAGGCCGCCCCAGUUCCCAGGGAGGCCUCCGGCGUGGCUGCUGGUGGGGCCCGGGCGCCCCUGUUGCAUGUGGCCAUCCGGGAGGCUGAGGCCCGGCCCUUCGAGGUGCUCAUGCAGUUCCUCUACACCGACAAGAUCAAAUACCCACGGAAAGGCCACGUGGAGGAUGUGCUGCUCAUCAUGGAUGUGUACAAAUUGGCACUGAGCUUCCAGUUGUGUCGCCUGGAGCAGCUGUGCCGCCAGUACAUCGAGGCCUCCGUGGACCUGCAGAACGUGCUGGUCGUGUGUGAGAGUGCCGCCCGGCUGCAGCUGAGCCAACUCAAGGAGCACUGCCUGAACUUCGUGGUAAAGGAGUCCCACUUCAACCAGGUGAUCAUGAUGAAGGAGUUCGAGCGCCUCUCCUCUCCACUGAUCGUGGAGAUUGUGCGGCGGAAGCAGCAGCCGCCCCCUCGCACUCCCUCAGACCAGCCAGUGGACAUUGGCACGUCUCUGAUCCAGGACAUGAAGGCAUACCUGGAGGGAGCGGGCGCGGAAUUCUGUGACAUCACUCUGUUGCUGGAUGGACACCCACGGCCAGCCCACAAGGCUAUCCUGGCUGCCCGCUCCAGCUACUUUGAAGCCAUGUUCCGGUCCUUCAUGCCCGAGGACGGGCAGGUGAACAUCUCCAUCGGGGAGAUGGUGCCCAGCAGGCAGGCCUUCGAGUCCAUGCUGCGCUACAUCUACUACGGCGAGGUCAACAUGCCGCCCGAGGACUCGCUCUACUUGUUUGCGGCCCCCUACUACUACGGCUUCUACAACAACCGGCUGCAGGCGUACUGCAAGCAGAACCUGGAGAUGAACGUGACGGUGCAGAACGUGCUGCAGAUCCUGGAAGCAGCUGACAAAACGCAGGCGCUGGACAUGAAGCGGCACUGCCUGCACAUCAUCGUGCACCAGUUCACCAAGGUCUCCAAGCUGCCUACGCUGCGGUCGCUGAGCCAGCAGUUGCUGCUGGACAUCAUAGACUCCCUGGCCUCCCACAUCUCAGACAAGCAGUGUGCGGAGCUGGGUGCCGACAUCUGAGGCCCUGUGGCGCCUCCCCGUUGUGAAGAAUCGACGUGCCUGCCUGCCCUGCCUGAGAAGACUACCGGCUAUGCGCAUGCCUAUGGCAGAGUGGGUGCACCUGCCAGGCCAAGGGUCAGGGUGCCCAGAGCCUCCAAAGAGAGCUAAGGGGAUGUGGGGCCCCAAACUCCUCAAUUCACUGAAGACACAGGUCCCACAGGGAGCGGAUGAUGAAGCAGACCCCCUCCCGUCAUCACCCUCUCCUGGUGUGGUGUGGAUGCGAGGUCACGGCUUAGUGAUGGGCUCACUACCCGGAAGUGGUUAGAGACCUUGGGCCUCCCACCCAGUGGGGCUUGGCCUGGCUCCUGUGGCCUGGGCGUGUUGUAGACUCAGGCACUGGGGCCUGUCACCAAGGCUCCAACAUGCGGGAGGAGGCUUAGCAGACUUGCGCUGCACCAGCGAAUCUGCCUGGGCUGCUCCUGUCCUGCCCACCCUCACUGAGAUCCAUGUAAGGGGCUCCUCUUCCCACCUGGAACUUGUGAGUGGGGACCCAUGAUGUAUGGGUCUCACCUGACUUGAGGUGAAUUUUGGAGCCAAGGGCCCUGAGGUCAGCUCCCAGGUCGGUCGUGCUGGGCCAGGCCUGGUUUUCACAGGGGCUGAAGGAUCCCAGUUCACCUGUGUGCAUGUCAGGGCUCAGCCGGGAAGAAGCCAGCAAAGUCCCCCAUGUCCCUUGCUGAGUAUUCUAUCACAGACAAGCCUCCAUUAAAGCCACAGCAGUGCUACCUACCACACACACCUUGCUGGCCUGGCCACCACUGCUGGCUUCAGCCCCUUGAGCAGCCCAUGGCUUAGCAGACCCCCAGACGUAGGUCAGUUGGUCUUACCUGUCUCUAUCCAUGCUGUCAACUCCUGCCACCACCUGGGGUCACCUGGUCACAUUGGGAAGGCCUGCGAAGGCCUCCAGGCCGGCCCCUCCCAGGGGAAUCCUGGAGGCCUAGGGUGGGCUCCUGCCCCUUCUGCCCUGCCUUGCCCCUGCACUAUGCUCUUGGCUCCUGUGAAAGGAGGGCUGCCCUCUUGCCCCAGUGAGGGCCCCAUGUGGAUCCACUCUGGUGCUGGGAGCCAGCGCUCCCUUACCAGGAACAGGAUUCCAGGACCCCUUUUUUGUCGUGGCUGCCAUGAAGCCACAGCUCACCUUGGGGAAGUGACCUGCUCCCCUUUGGCUGUAUGCACGUGGGUAGGGGGCCCUGAGUGGCAAGUUGCUUAGCUAACAGAGGCAGAUCCAUAGGCAGCCUGCAGGCUAGGAAGUGGCCUGGUGCAAGAUGAGCUGGGAACAAGGGAGGAGAGAGCAAGAACUGGGGCAGAGGCUGAGCCAGGAGGCCCUUAAGGUGAGGACACAGCAGGCCCAGGACCAUGGGUGGGGAGGAUAUGUCAGCACCUGGAAGUGGAGUGCAGGCUGGGGCGGCCAGCCAUUUGGGCCAGGUGCAUUCACUCAGAGUGGGGCCACACACCCACCUACCGAGUUUCCACAAGAUGUGGCUCCUGCCACACCCACAGGGCAGCCUCCUCCAAAUCCCUCUCCUGGAGGGGCUGACCCAGAAGCCUCCUUGAACUAGUCUGCAACCCUGCUAUCUGCUGACCCUUGUCACUGAACCCUGAACUGUCUCUUCUAGACUUAUAUGAAUAAAUGAAAUUACAUGCCAAGGGCCCUAAAAAGCAAA
Molecule: messenger RNA, 5232 nt
Organism: Symphalangus syndactylus (siamang)
Lineage: Eukaryota; Metazoa; Chordata; Mammalia; Primates; Hylobatidae
Gene: LZTR1
Product: leucine zipper like post translational regulator 1
Cellular component (GO): Golgi apparatus
Molecular function (GO): protein binding
Source: RefSeq, a predicted model, not a curated record